UUUGUUUGCAAAAUCGGCCGCGUUUUUUUUGCGGCCGUUUUCCGGCCGAAAUUUUCAGAAAUCGGCUCUUUCGGCCGCGGCCGAUGGAGGACAGGCCUACCCCCUAGCUCACGCAUUGCACAUUUCGCAUCCCCACGUUGCCAUGCGACGUGCAGCGACCGGUGUCGCCAACUGCCUGCGGGUAGUGUCGGCAUCAGGGGCCACUCCGGCUGUAUUUGGUGGGCGCCAUGGUGUAGAGUAUGGUCUGUCCUCCGCCAUGCGGCCGUCAGUUCACACGGGCAGCUGCUGGAAGAAGUCCGCCAACGCAGCAGCAGCUGCGCCUGCCGCGACACCCUCCCACGGCAGGCGUUUAAGCUCCAAGUAUUCCUCUGGCAAGCCUACUGAAGCUGCUGAUGAGACGGGGUCGGAGCCGGAGAAAUUUCUAAAAGUGGAGUCUACUCCGGUGAACACGCUGGUGUCCUCGGAGGGAUCAUCUCCGUCGAUGUUGACGGGGCCUCGAGUAAAGAGCAAGAAGGGUUACUUGGAGCGCGAGGGCAUGAUACGCGAGACACAGAAAGCCGUCCGAGAGUACUACAAAGAGGGAAUGUAUCAGGACGCUCUGGAGGUGGCGGAGCGACUAGUGGACCAGGUAGAUGACCACUUCGGAAGGGCUCACGGCGUGUACGGCAGCGCUCUAAGCGACAUGGCGCUCAUGUUGAAGUCCAUGGGGCGGCACCAGGAAGCCACGGAGACUUACCUCAAGGCCCUCGAGGUUUACCGGGCAGUGUACAAGGGCGAGGAGAACGCGUCCUUCGCUAGCACCCUGCACAACCUCGGCAUGCUGUUCCGUGCCAUGGCAGAGGACUCCAAGAAGCUCGAGAAGAUCCCGCUCAUGGAGCGCGCCGCAGAAUCCUUCCAGCGUUGCGUCCAGAUCCGAGAAAAGAUCUUAACCAACAACCACCCGGACCUGCAGCUAGCGCGGAGCCGGCUGGCCACCGUCCAGGGCAUGCUCGGCGGCGGCGAGAAGGAGGGGACGGAGGCCCGCCUGAGAGCCGCCCUGGACGGCCUCCAGAUGGCCGUGGGGAACGACGACGCGAGCACCGCCAACGCCAAGACCAACCUGGCCCUCUUCCUCAAGCGGGAAGGGAAGCUCGCUGAGGCGACCGAGCUGUACAAAGACGUCUUGGAGACUAGGAAGAAGCUCUAUGGCCGGAAGCACUUCGACGUGCUCGUGUCCAUGCACAACCUCUCCAUGACGCACCACGUCGCGGGGCGAGAGGACGAGGCCAUCAAGCUGCAAGACGAGAUCGCCAAGAUAGGAGAGGAGAUGGGCAUGACGCCUGAAGAGCAGAGCGAGGCGAGCGGUGCCGCAGGGGGGGCCGUGAAGUUGGCGCUAGAGGAAGGAAAUAAGGCCCCAGAGAAGAAGAAGGGCGACGCAGGGUCCACGUGGAAACCAAUGCACACUCGGAGUAGAAGAAAGGGCAAGAAGAGGAAGUGAUGCGCGCGACGUUGAGUCAGUGUAUCGAGAGAGCUGCCGUGGUGUUGGCGGGGUUCACACAACUCCCAGUGCUUUUGACGUUGUCGAAUUGAUGGUACAACAGCAGUAGUACAACCAUCAGUAAGAAAUUGGAGCAUUUCGGCUUUUUUGUUUUAAAUAUUUUUUCCUUCAAAACCCUCGGGAACAUACCUUGGUUUGUCACAAUAUGUC
This is a messenger RNA of Ectocarpus sp. CCAP 1310/34, 1687 nucleotides long. The record is from the annotation of a GenBank genome assembly. Lineage: Eukaryota; Phaeophyceae; Ectocarpales; Ectocarpaceae.